AGCUGCAAGUUUGUGAGCAUUCACAGACUUACAAUGCAAUGUGAUGACGUGGAUUUAUUAUUUCAAAGCAAAACUUUUUUGUCGCUUUAAAGAGAAUAUAAAAUUACACGACAGUAAAAAUUCAUGAUUGUAGUCAGGUAGAGGGCUGGAUGCGUUAUUGGGAGUAAAAAAGACAUUGGUGUUAUUUUAUUUUAUUGUUUGCCAAAUUUAUCCUGAAGGAGUGAUCCUCUGAAUGAGUUUGAAAUGCUCAUAUUUUUCACCAUUCUCUUUUUUUUUUUAUAGACGUUGUUUCAGGAGGAGACUGACAAGCAUGCGUUUGUUGUCCUUUUAAAUGCACCGUUUGAAACUCUGAAGGCUAUAAUGGAAUUUGUAUACCAAGGGGAAGUUCAAAUUCCAGAAGGGAAUUUGGAAUCAUUUCUGACUGUGGCCCAGUCCUUGCAGAUCAAGGGCCUAAAUGGAUUUACCAGGAAUUAUAAUAAGAACGUAUCUGGUAGUGGAGCGGCAAGUAUCUCUCAUGACCUCUUGAAGGACGUUCAGGAUAGCAGUGUAAAUCAAAGCGUUCAUUUGAACAAGGACACCCCAGAAAAUGCUUGCCAGCAGCAUCUCCACCAUUCAGAUGGCUACACAAAUGUGCUCACAGACUCUUCUGUUCCCUUUGAAUCGUGUAGUGUCUCGCAAGAGGACGUGCAAACGGCAUCACCAUUGCAAGAGCCUCAGAGGCCUGUGGGAUGUGAUGCGGUGUCUUUUGAAACAGAAAUAUCUGUGAAACUCGAACCUUUGUAUGAUGUGUUUUCUGAAACACAUGUGCCAGAGAACAUUAAAAGUGCUAAACCAACAGCUGGAGGUUUUAUGAGUGAAACGAAUGUAGGAACUGAUGUAUUUCAUAAACAGAAUUUGAAACAAUAUCCAAGUUGUACCGAGUCCUCUCUUGGAAAUGAGGAAUCAUCAGCGAAGCCAUCUCCACAACCUUCUCAUUUGGGUGGUGAAAUGGAUUCAGAAGGGAUCAUUGUUAACCAGCAUGAACCUUUGCUGCCUAUGAUUUUGGUGCCAAAAAGUGAGCUUGAGGAGGACCCAGGGAAUGGAGAACCUAUGGAUGACCAAGACAUGCCAGGAAAUGAUACAAAUGCAGGAACAGAAUCUGCAAAUUUCGAAGAAAAUCUUGACCAAUGCAUACGUGCAGAGGGAAGUCAGUUGGAGAAGAACGAGGCAUCGCGGAAUGGAGACUGGCAGCACCGGGGGAUAGGACAAGAGAAGAAUACAUACGCUUCUCCCUCAGUAACGCAGAUAUACGUGGGGAUAAACGACCACAUACAGGAUCUAAGGUGCAAUGAGUGCCCCUCCACCUUCACUUCGACACUGGAUCUCAGGCAACACCAGCAGCUCCACAUAGAAGAGCGUCCAUAUCGUUGCAACUUGUGCAAUAAGUCAUACGUUAAGAAAAUGAGUCUUGUCUAUCACAUGCGCUUGCACACGGGGGAGCGUUCAUAUCGAUGUGACUUGUGCGAAAAAGAUUUCGUGCAGAAAGCAAACCUCGUCUAUCAUAAGCGUACCCACACGGGAGAGCGUCCGUAUCGCUGCGACGUGUGCGGUUAUACGUUCUCUCGGUCACAUCACCUCAAAAAUCACAAGCGCACGCACGACUGGACACGAACGAUCGGACGUACAACUGGGAGAGGUAGCUCGGAGCAUCAAGUGAUGUCAUUGCAAUCGCUGUGACCGUGAGGUCGUUGGUUCGAGUCCCGACGGAGGCAGUAUUUUCGACACUAGCUUGUUUGCUUGGUCGAAUUCCGUCGGUGUGGAGGAGAAUUCUGACGGCCGGCUGCCCUGCUUGGUUGUUUUACGCAACUUUUCUGAUCGUCAGUAGAAUGCCGGAGCAGCACCCUAACAAACUGGCCUCGAACCGCGCGCGAUCUCAUCGUCCUAUUCCUUAUCCCAACCUCACUACACACUCACACACAUAUACACUAACAUGCAUUGCACCACCCACACAUGCCGGGAGUUAAGAGCUUGUCCCGGCUGGGGCAGUGCCCCGUUGGCGGGAUAUACCUGGUUGGGGAAAACCGCUCUAGCCGUCGGUAGGUCGGCGCCGGAUCUCGCCAUACAAGAGGGGAAAGAUCACCGCCUUCUCCCGAGCAAAAAUACAUGCAGCACACUUACGGGACUAAUGAGCUUGGUCUUGGACGUGCCCGGAGUCAGUAAACAAUCAAAUCAGUUGGACAUACAGCUGUGAUGUGUGCUGUUACACGUUCUUUUGGAUGGAGCGCCUCAUUGCUCACAAGCGUACUCCCACGCUCGUAGAGCUGCGGCGUGUAUGGAAGGAACUUUGCAAACACAGGCAGCCUUUUGAACCACAAGCGAUAGCAUGCAGAAAGUCAAACACAGCCAACGCGCUUGUGCUGCCAGGAUUGCUGUGGUGGCAUUUGUCCCGCUAUGCAACAUUUUUCAAAAUAUGUAUUUUCGGGAGUUUUCAAGUAAUUUUUUUACAAUAAAAUUUUGGGACGAUUCAUGCUAGUAUGUAAGGCUAGUAACUUUGAUCCAUGUGAUGUUUUAAAGCAAUAAAUGUUUAGUAAUAAAUUGUAUAUAUGUAUAAUGUAAUAAAAUAAUGAAUGUUA
Molecule: messenger RNA, 2612 nt
Organism: Gryllus bimaculatus (two-spotted cricket)
Lineage: Eukaryota; Metazoa; Arthropoda; Insecta; Orthoptera; Gryllidae
Source: the annotation of a GenBank genome assembly